This is a messenger RNA of Anoplopoma fimbria (sablefish), 1710 nucleotides long. RefSeq names its product tetratricopeptide repeat domain 22 (gene ttc22). Gene Ontology annotation, molecular function: protein binding. The transcript has 8 exons. Bases 1 to 1710 code for a protein of 569 amino acids. Lineage: Eukaryota; Metazoa; Chordata; Actinopteri; Perciformes; Anoplopomatidae. The record is from RefSeq and is a predicted model, not a curated record.
AUGGAGCCAGACAGCACAGAGGACAUCGAGUCUCUCAUGGAGAACAUGGACUACAUUCCCGGCCACUUUCACCUGGACCUCAACCUCAACUGUGAACCUGUUGGGCCCAUGAAGCUAAGACUCAGGGACACUUACCUAAAACAAGAGAGCCUGCGAGGCGAGCUAGAGGCUGAAGUGGGAUAUCUACAGUACGCUGUCCGAAAUCUGCUGGGUUUGCUGGCUUUUCACCUGGAACAUUUUGACACAGCUGAGGAAAUAUUCAGAAGCAUUUGUAAAGAAGACCCUGGUAACCUUAAUGCCUGGGCCAACCUGGGCUACGUGUACGACAAGCUGGGGAGAGAGCUGGAUGCAGGGGAGUGUGUGGAAAAAGUGUCCCAUCUCAUGGGGUUAGACGCUGGAGAGGCCUUUCAGGAGGAGGCCAGGCUUCUGGCGGCUCGCUGCCUGGCUGAGCAAGCUUACAUUCAUCCCUACGACGUGGAGCUGGACAGUGAGGAGGACCUUAGAGACAGACUGACGGCAGCAUUGACACUAUACAACAGAGCCCUGGUCUAUGGGGAUCAGCUGAUACCAAUAGAGGAAAAACAAAGCUGGUAUUUUAAAAUGGCAACCAUCUAUAUAAGACUGGACGACAUAGUAAAGACCGAAGUUGACUCUGAAUACUCCAGACUUUCUCACUACAAUAAGGGACUGAAGCUUCUCAAAGAAACGCUAGAAUUGGAGAAAACACAACACAAAGCUCUUGCCUGGUGUUAUGUUGGUAUCAUGUUGGAGAGGAAGGAAGAGUUCUCCACCGUGCCAAUGUCUAUACAUGACUGUGGCUACUCAGCUACUGAUCCUCUAUCCUGCUAUGGAACUGCCAUAAACUUGGCCAGUGAUGAUGCAUUCACCCUGAACCUUCUGGCAAAGGUAUUCUUUCUGUUGGGUAAACAUGAGAUGGCAACAGGGAUCUGCAACAUGGCCCUAAACGUGCUCCCAGACCCAGAGCUCAACUGGCAGGCCUACUGCACCCGUGCCAAGAUCAAUAUGAUGCUCUACGUUAGGGACUUGGAGAUGGUAAAACAUGGGCAUGGUGGAAUUCCAGAUCGACAGAAACUAACGGAGGCCAGAAAAGACUUGGACAAGGUCCUGACUGUACGUCAAUGUCUGCGCACUCACCUGGAGAUGGCACAGGUGUACUACUAUAUGGGCGUAGAUGCAGUCCAGGAGAGUCUCUUGGUGGAUGAGGGGGCAGUGAACAGUGCUUUGGUGAGUCUGUCCCGUGCCCUACAGUUUGAGCUGAGUGACAGCCUGCCAGACCUCCACGUGCUUAGAGGACGCUGCCUCUUGCUGAAGGGGGAGGAGCAGAACGCUGCAGACUGCUUCAAACAGGCAGUGGAGUUAGAGAGACCAGGGAGCAAAGACACCACCGCCCUGCGCUGCCUCCUACAGGCCCUUUUGACUUUGUUCAUGCAGGGAGGCCCUGACCCAAGCCUCGCAAUCACCCAACUGGAGCUGUGGGUGCAAAAGGCAGAGAAGAGGUACCCUGAGGACAUUGUGAAGUCCGAGCUGAGGUGUCUUUACAGGACUCGCACAGCAGACGUCACAGAGUUAUCCAGAGCUCUGAUCAAGACAGGCAGACUGGACUUAGUGAGAAGGCUACUGGAAAUAGUGGUGCCUAAACAACUGGUUAAGAAGAGACCAAAGGUCUCUAGGUUUUUCUAUGUUACAUGA